AUGUCUUCAACGAAAGACUAUGUUUUAAACAUAGAGACGGAUGCCAAUGAGAAGGCUGUGAAAUUCACGGUCCAAAACAGACCUUCUUUCUUCUUGCGCUACUUGCGUAUGCCACUAGUGGCAGCUCUUGUGGCAUUAUGUGUACCAUCAGUCAUGAAACUACGGGAAGGCUCGCUCCAAUCGGGUCUCAAACCACAUCACUUUCUUUUGCAUGUUCUCCAACAGUCCAUAUCAAACCACGGAAUACUCCUACAUGGUGAUAUGGGUCGUAUUCUCGCCGUCGCAGCAUAUCUCUUUGGGGCCAUUCUACUCGCGUCGUUGCAACAACCCUCUGACUCUAUCAUGAUAAUGGAAAAUUUAGGAGUGCAGCUCAAUAGUCGCUCUUGGUGGAGUUUCACUAGUGGUAUGAGCAACGGCGAGUUUAUUCCGUUAUCUGACAUGAUCGACAUUGUAAUUCAUGAAGGAUUCCACGGGUAUGGACAAGUGAUUUUUUACAUGUGCGUCUUAACACGAGCUAAAAGUACGCAUCCAGAUAGCGGAACCGGCAACAGCGUCAAAGUGGUGUUUCCAAACUUUCUUCCGAGAAAGGAUAUACUCCUACAGGUAUGGAAACAGAGUAGAGCAUUGUUGUAUGGACCUACCCGCAAACACUACAGAAGAGUUCCAGGACAAGGACUACGGGAAGUUAGUACUAUGUUAUAA
Messenger RNA from Australozyma saopauloensis, 702 nucleotides. RefSeq names its product phosphatidylinositol N-acetylglucosaminyltransferase. Gene Ontology annotation, cellular component: glycosylphosphatidylinositol-N-acetylglucosaminyltransferase (GPI-GnT) complex. The transcript has a single exon. Lineage: Eukaryota; Fungi; Ascomycota; Pichiomycetes; Serinales; Metschnikowiaceae. Gene Ontology annotation, biological process: GPI anchor biosynthetic process. The record is from RefSeq and is a predicted model, not a curated record. Bases 1 to 702 code for a protein of 233 amino acids.